Molecule: messenger RNA, 1080 nt
Organism: Theobroma cacao (cacao)
Lineage: Eukaryota; Viridiplantae; Streptophyta; Magnoliopsida; Malvales; Malvaceae
Product: protein disulfide isomerase-like 1-4
Biological process (GO): protein folding; response to endoplasmic reticulum stress
Cellular component (GO): endoplasmic reticulum
Molecular function (GO): protein disulfide isomerase activity
Source: RefSeq, a predicted model, not a curated record
AUUGUCUCCCUUAGUUUGACCCCUGAAGAACAAUGUCUACAACAAGAUUUAUUCUUCUUCUCAUCCCCUUAGUUAUCUUUCAUGGUGAUCUUCAGCAAGUGGCUGCAGCCUUAUCCUCUAAAGCCUCCAGCCAUGAAGAAAUCAUAGAUUUCACUGAUUUUACCACUCAAGAUUUACAUGUAAGCAAGCCACCUGUUGUUCAUGGAGAGAAAGAUGUGGUGGUUUUGACUGGAAAGAAUUUCAGCAGUUUCAUAGCCGAGAAUAAAUAUGUGAUGGUUCUCUUCUAUGCCACUUGGUGCGGUUGGAGCCAAAAAAUGGUACCGGAAUUUGAAGCAGCUGCCACUUUGUUGAAGGGUGAUCAGGUGGCUUUUGCAAAAGUUGAUGCUACCAGGGAAAGUGAGUUGGCAGUGAAGUAUAAAGUUUCUGGAUAUCCCACAGUGUUUUUGCUUGCGGGUAGAGUUUGUAAGCCUUAUGACUCUAAAAGAACUAGGAAUGAGAUUGUGAGCUGGGUAAGGAGCAAUAUUCGUGUUCUCAAUGUAACAGCAAACGAUGAUGCAGAACCUAUUUUGGUGACCACUUUUACAGAAGAAAGAGCUCCACUAAUUUUUCAAAACUCACUAAAACAGUUAUGGCUUUUUGACACUAAAAGUGGAUCAAAGGAGGUCAAAUCUGCAUUUGAAGAGGCAUCCAAAGCACUCGGACAAGAGCUUCUCUUUGUCUAUGCAGAGAUAAGCGAUGAUGAUAUGGGGAGACGACUUGCAGCUCAUUUUGAAUUAACUGGAGAUACUCCAAGGAUUAUAGCAAGGAGUAGACAUGGUAACAAAUAUGUAUUCAAUGGUGAUAUAACCGCAAGCACAAUUAAGUCAUUUGGUGAGGAUUUCUUGGAUGGCAAGCUUCCUUACGCGUCGAAUCUGAUUCCAGAGCAAAUUCUUAGGCUUCACACACCUUCUCAUGCCUCAGAUCCAACUUCCUUUCCACAUAUAGCCUAGACCUAAAGGAAGGAAUGCAAAAGGAAAUUAUGUUUGUCAGUAAUUUCAAAGCAAUGGCCUGUUCUCCAUUGUUUAUGUUAGAGGAUAUUGU